AUGGAAGCGUCCGACUCUAGCGAUAACGAAAAUGAUCCUUUGGUCAAACACAGACGCCAAAGGGAGAGGCUGGCUAGAGAAGAAGCUUUCUAUCGCUUCGUGAACAGCUUGAGUAACGAUGACUACAAACUUAUGAGAGAUAACCAUUUGCUCGGUGCCAUUGGUGAAAAAACGGAAGAAGAACUGCACAGAAGUCUACAACGCAUUAAAAACGCAACACAAAUGCCAGGAUUCUAUCCAGACUAUUUCAUGCCAACCAUUGAACCCAGGACUUUUAUCCCACUAGGUGGAAGUCCUUCUCUCCAUGAUGUAUGCAAUGCUGGUUCUACAUCAAACCAGCUUACUUCUUCCUUUAGGCAACUUGAAAAUAUGAUAGAACGAGAACAAAGAGUAAAUCGAUCUUGUAUAGAAACAAGUAAUUCAAACAUUAGUGAUGGUCAAGUAGGAGCAAACUCUAACUUAAGGAUCCAGAGGCAAGCAGCAAGAACACAAUCCCCCUCAGUAUUUCCAAGGUCCUCUAGAUCAGAAGUCAGUGCAACCGAAACAUCAACAGGUCAAUCUAGUGUAAGUCAAGAAAGAGAAAGAAAUAGAAGCACAAUCAUUCAGAAAAUUAGAGCAAGACCUGAGAGUAGUUCAUCUUCAAAUUCACAGAAUGAAAUUCUAUGGAGAGUUCGUAAUCCAGAAAACGUUCAGAGGCAAAUAGGUACCCGAACUGAGUACACAGCUACACAAACAUUUCCAGGUCCGUCUACAUCAGAAGCAAGUGAAGCUGUAUCACUGAUGAAUUCUCCAACUACUAGUAGUGAGAGAAGAGAAAAAAGUCACAGCCCAGAACUUGAAUGCAUUAGAGCCAGAAUUGAGGAGAGCUCGCCCGUGCAUUCACAUACUCAAAUACGAAGAAAAGUUCGUAAUACAGGAAACACUUAUAGGAGAGCUGCAAAUUCACAAUCUGAGCCAACAUCUUUGUGGCCGACGUCUUCAGAAGUAUCUGCAACUGAAACAUCAAUGGACAUUCUACCUAGCAGAAUCCAGAGAAGAACAAGAAACACAAGUCCAGUGCGUCGCAGAGUUAGACCAAGAAUUGAAAGUAGCUCACCUCCUGAUAAUGCAUCAUUUGAGAACAUUAGGGUAAAUGAGGCUGAGAUUUCACCUAGAAUUCAGCAACAUGAGGCAGUGACAGAGCAACCACCUAGAGCUGGAUCGCAUAUUAAACGACUUUUUACAGAUUUAACAUCAACAAAUGACUUUUCAACACAAACAGAGUCAAACAGAAGGAUUAAUAGUGAACCUUGUGUGACUAGACUGAGAAAUCAAACCCCAGAUUCUAAUCUUGAAGUAAGUUUUAACUCUGAAAGAGAACCUUCAGUAAGAGACAACGUAGCUAAUAGAAGUCAAGUAACACCUCCCACAACAAGCAAUACUGUUACUAUAGAAAAUAGUCCAGAAAGCAGAACUAGGCUUUCAAAUACUGAGCAGUCACAUGACACUGCUUGUAUUAGAACAACUAUGUCUACAAAGGCAAAAGUUAAUUUAAAUAAUGCCACAUUAGUGAUUACUCACAGAACAUUAUGCCAGAUAAUGGUAGAACUUGAUCAACCAAAUAAUCUUACCAACAAUGACAGUGGCACUGAUAGUGACACUGGUGGUAAUAAUGAUAAUGACACUGAUAGUGAGAAUGAAAGCAGUAAUAGAGAUGACAGAGAGCUUUAUUGUUACAGUGAUUUUGAACAUAGUGACUCAUUCAUACUUGAAAACACAGAAGGGGAAAACACAGAAAGUGAAAGAGAUUAUGGGACUGAUGAGAGUGAAAUUUAUGCUUUGAAUCCAAAUCCUAGCUGGGAUUCGUAUUAUCCUUCAGUAAAUUCUGAAUCUAGUUUUUUUGCCAGUUACAAUUCCAUCUAUGGAAGUUCCGAUAUUAACUUGGCAAUGUUUGAAAAUAGUACUGAAAGAAGUUCACUAUUUAACUCAUCAAUAGUGAACAGGGGGAGAAAUCAAGCUAUUACCCCAUCUGAUGAUUUUGAUUUUUGGCCGAUUGAAGAUCAGUUAGAUAUCAAUGAAGACAUCCCUCCUACAGGAGGACUCUCUAAGCAACAAAUAGACAUGUUAACAGUAAGAAAUUUUAAUGAAAACGAUGCAUCAAAUUCAUGUACCAUCUGCCUUGAGGAAUUCAGGGAGGGCAAUAAGAUCCGCACACUACCUUGCUCUCAUACAUAUCAUGUACACUGCAUAGAUGCAUGGCUCGUUGAUAACAUGACUUGUCCUAUUUGUCGUAGACGGGUCCGUCCUGAUGGCAGAGGAUUCUAG
Perognathus longimembris pacificus (Pacific pocket mouse) is the source of this 2304-nucleotide messenger RNA. Its product is annotated as E3 ubiquitin-protein ligase RLIM-like. Bases 1 to 2304 code for a protein of 767 amino acids. Gene Ontology annotation, molecular function: ubiquitin protein ligase activity. The record is from RefSeq and is a predicted model, not a curated record. Gene Ontology annotation, cellular component: nucleoplasm; cytoplasm. Lineage: Eukaryota; Metazoa; Chordata; Mammalia; Rodentia; Heteromyidae. Gene Ontology annotation, biological process: positive regulation of DNA-templated transcription; protein ubiquitination; ubiquitin-dependent protein catabolic process. The transcript is spliced from 3 exons.